AUGUCCACUCCUGCGGCGGAGAACUUGCAUAAAGACCCGGAAACAGGGGAGAUGCGAGCUCAAGCGUCGUAUCAAGGAGAGGAAAAGGCUGCAAAGAAGGCUGCGGCACCACCUCCUCCGGCAGGAAAGCCCAAGGCCGAUGCGGGUCCUAGUGAAGAUGACCUGACUCCCAACCAAUACUUUGAGCUGCGCUCCCGCCAAAUUCAGAAGCUGCGCCAGACUCAGGACCCCGAUCCUUAUCCUCACAAGUUUGAAGUGACUCAAUCUAUCACAUCUUAUAUUCGGGAGUUUGGCCCCGAUGGAGUUGUUGAAAAUGGCGGAUCCCUUCCAGAUAAGAUUGUAUCUUUGGCGGGACGUAUUCACAAUAUUCGAGCAUCUGGUGCCAAGCUGAAGUUCUACGAUCUUCAUGGAGAGGGCGAUAAGGUCCAAAUCAUGGCUAUGGCUCAGGAUUCUGAAUCACCCGACCAAUUUGUUGACACUCAUGCGAUCUUCCGCCGUGGUGAUGUCGUUGGUGUUACUGGGUUCCCUGGCCGCACCAAGAAUGGGGAACUGUCGAUCCGUGUCAAGAAGAUUCAGCUCCUAGCCCCCAACCUGCACCAGCUUCCGACACAACACUUUGGUCUCAAGGAUCAGGAACAACGGUACCGCAAACGAUAUCUGGAUCUUAUUAUGAGUGAAGACUCGCGCCGAGUAUUUGUUACUCGCAGCAGGAUCGUAAACUACGUCCGCAGGUUCCUCGACUCUCUUGGUUUCCUGGAGGUUGAAACCCCUAUGAUGAGCAUGAUUGCUGGAGGUGCUACUGCCAAACCUUUCGUCACGCACCACAAUGACUUGAAGCUCGAUCUAUUCCUGCGUAUUGCCCCGGAACUCUACCUAAAGGAGCUCGUGGUCGGCGGUCUCGAUCGAGUAUACGAAAUUGGUCGCGUGUUCCGCAACGAAGGCAUCGACAUGACACAUAAUCCCGAGUUCUCCAUCUGCGAGUUCUAUAUGGCCUAUGCAGAUAUGUACGACCUGAUGGAUUUGACUGAGAGCAUGAUCACUGGAGUGGGCAAGGAUGGAAAGCCUCCAAGAGUUAUGGAGAUGGAUUUCUCUAGGCCAUGGAAGCGAUAUGAUAUGAUUGAGACACUCGAGGAAAAAUUGGGCGUCAAGUUCCCGCCUGGCGAGACCCUCCACACUGAGGAGGCGAACAAGUUCUUGAGGGACUUAGCUGCCAAGCAUAAUGUUGAUUGCAGCGAACCCAAGACCAAUGCUCGUCUCUUGGACAAGCUUGUCGGUGAAUUUAUCGAACCUCUAUGCAUCUCACCUUCGUUCAUCGGUACGCCUCGAUCGUUUGUCUGUCAUGUCUCCCUUGCCAAGCGACACCGAUCUCGUCCUGGCCUUUGCGAACGUUUCGAAGGAUUCAUGUGCACCAAGGAAUUCUGUAACGCAUAUACCGAGUUGAACGAUCCAUUUGACCAGCGCGAGCGCUUCGAAGAGCAGGCAAGGCAGAAGGAACAAGGUGAUGACGAAGCUCAAGGUGUGGACGAGACUUUCCUGAAUGCCCUCGAGCAUGGCUUGCCGCCCACCGGAGGAUGGGGUCUCGGAAUUGACCGUCUUGUUAUGUUCCUAACUGACUCUGCCACUAUCAAGGAAGUCUUGCUGUUCCCGGCCAUGAAGCCCGAUGUUACGGCGUCUGCGCCCGGCGCUGCCCCGCCUCAGGGUCAGAUAUAA
Molecule: messenger RNA, 1710 nt
Organism: Rhizoctonia solani
Lineage: Eukaryota; Fungi; Basidiomycota; Agaricomycetes; Cantharellales; Ceratobasidiaceae
Product: asparaginyl-tRNA synthetase
Exons: 13
Coding region: 1-1710 (569 amino acids)
Biological process (GO): lysyl-tRNA aminoacylation
Cellular component (GO): cytoplasm; cytosol
Molecular function (GO): lysine-tRNA ligase activity; tRNA binding; ATP binding
Source: RefSeq, a predicted model, not a curated record